CGCGGCCAUCUUGUGUGUCCUCCCACUAUAAUCACUCACAUCGCGGGAGCCCCCCCGCCAUGUGAAUUGGGCUCUUGACAGGUGUAUCGGGGGACAGCGGGUCGUCUGCAGUCCGGUUCUGUUUGAUGCGAGCGCGACCUCGCCCAGUUUGCGGUCCGAUCCGGACGGAUUCCCGGCUGUCCAAUCAAAGGGUAAAUAACUGAUAUGCAAAUGAGCUUCAUGUCUCAUCACUCCCGACGUCGGAAGCGCCGAGGUUGCCACCAGUGGCACAACUAAAACUUCCCAAGUACAAUUAGCUAGCUCGCUAGCCGGCCCGGCGCACUGCAACUAGUUCAGUCCGGAUCAUAAACUUUGCUGGGAGAGAGGGGGGCCGCUUCGCACCGGUUUCGGCCGGGGGGGAUGGAUCCCUCCGAGACGAGAAAGCGGUGAAAUUAAACUUCUGCGUCGCCCGACUCGUCCGGCUGUCGGUGGCUUCACCAGCUUGUUGUUGCUGUCAACCACUUCCGUACAAAUGGAUCUGUCUGUGACGUCUCCCUGUGCUGUCUUCCCGGCCUUUCCGGAUGGAUUAGCUGUGGUCUUGUAGCCUUUGACUCUCUUGGCCUACAGUGGCUAGAAGCCCACAGCAGAACUACAUAGGGAAGUGGAGACACCUUAUGUAAGCCUGUGCUAUGGCUGAUUCCAUCAUGGACUUUUUUGAUGAUUCAAGCAUAUUUCCGGGCGAUCUGGAGGAGCUGUCAAAUGAGAGCUUUGCUCCUCCAUCAGUCUUUGCUCCUGGGGUGGAUGAGCUGAUAAGUUCUGAGUUUGAGUCUUUGCCUGUAGUUGGGGCAGGCAAACAUCCUGGCAUAGGGUCAUCUUCCUCUCAACAGGGCUUGAACUUUGAACAGCAGAUUGACCAUUUCGUUCUACUGAAAAGUCCACAUUCUAUAGGACAACCUUAUGUUUCAAACUGUACCACCAGUGAAAGUGGCCAUGUGUUGGGCCAGCACACGCAGUACCAUGGCUCCCCCUUACACCAAGCACCCCAGGCCAAUGGACUGUUCCCUGAUAGCAGCCCCAUGUGGGGCAACCAGGACCAGAAUGGUAAUGGAUUCCAUCAGCUUCCCCAGCAGCAGAGUCACCAUCAGCAUGUUCACCAACAUAGACACCUUCAGCCUCACCAGCAGCUUGCUGGCUCCCAGACUCUGCACCAACAAGGCAAAGCCUUCCCUGAGCACCAGGAAUUUAUGUUUUACCCGGGUAACCAGGUUCAGAAGCAACAGCAACCACAGCGAAACCACCAUGGUCAGCUCCAAUCUUUCUCUCUUAACACGGAGUGCAAUGGGGCUUUAUAUCGCCAAGGAGGUAUCCUGAAUGCCUUUAAGCAGCCAAAUCCCCACAUAAAUGCAGACAAUGUGUCGUUCCCCUGUGGCACUCAGCAACAGCAGAGCAGGAUGCAGAAUUGUCAGGGGGCUCAGAAGUACCCCACUUCCACAGAAAGCAUGGUAAUGCCAUUUUCCAGGGAGCCCACAUCGAGUGCACACUGCUCUGUCAGUUCUGGAGCUUCUUACUGUAAUGUACAGUACCGCCUUCCUGGACAGCCAGUGUUGAGUGCAAGUGCGGCCCAGUCCUCCACCCAUGUGCCUGCUAACACCACACCUUCUACCACUGUCCCCAUUCUAAGUGGUUCCAUGCCAGAGUUCUCAGGGGCAGAAGAUGCUUUUUCAUUGCUCCAAGAGAUGGAUCAGCAUCAGCCACGGCAGCAGGUUUCUAUAAACCAAGCUGGAGAUUGCCCUUUCCCGGCCAUGCGGCUCCCAGCCCAAGCUCAGGAAGACUACAGCAGCUCAGAGAUCUUCUCUGAAGACGUGGGCAGCUAUUCAGGUCCCAUAACCCAGCACCGCACUGCCUCUCAGGGGAGCUGUGGGCCGCUCAUACCUCCAGUGAACAGCAACGGAUAUGAGGACCUGGUUGAGAAUUUGUUACCGCAGAUUGAUGCUCAAACAGGAGAGUUUGAAGGACUGGAAGCUUCUGACCUUUUAGAAGAUGAUCUCCUUCCCCAGCUGGAACCUGAAGCCCUGAAUCAAAGGCUUCCUUUGGAACAGCACAAGGAGUCAAAUUAUUCCUGGACCAAUGGAAACCAGGAGAGGGAUCAGGACAACCACUUGAUGGAUUAUGCGACACAGCCUCGAAAGAACACUAAUGGUUCCAGCAACCACCCACGGGUCCUCAGCCCUCUGAAGAACUCCUCUCUGUCUGCGUCUGCAUUGCUGAGCCCCCCCACAGACAGGAGGGUGCAGAGGAAACAGCUGGUGGAGGCGGCACAGGAAGAUAAGCAGGAAAAGGCUAACCGGAUCAUUUCGGCACCCCUGACUAAAGCCAGGGAGAGGGGGUGGCAUAAAGGCCUCCCCAGGGUCAUGAGUCCCCAAAGCUCGCCCUGCACCUUGGAGCAGCAGCCAGACCAUCGCCGCAGCAGGGGGCCCAGGGAGAAGCCCUCGAAGGCCAAAGACAAGCAGAAUGCCAAAGUUGGGAAAAUAGUAAUCAAAUUUGGCAAGAAGAAGAAGCGGAAGAAUGACUCAUCAGAGUCGUCGACAGAGGAUGAGCCGCCUCUCCGGCGAUCCUCUAAGGAGGACGACAUGAAGAGACGCUCCAACCGGCAGGUAAAGCGCAAGAAGUACACGGAGGAUGGGGAGUCGAUGCCGUCGGAUGAGGAGGGCCGGGUGAGCGUCAAAGCCAAGAAGACGGCCACAUCUGUCAAAGAGCCGGCCGCGCAGAUGUUAGCGGCAAACCCGAGCGAAGAAGAUGGUAUCAUCGUUGACAAAAUCAUGUCCUCUCGUUAUGUGAAAACAGAGGUUUCUCCUGGAGCUGAGAUAGAAGUGGAGGAGUUCUUUGUAAAAUACAAAAACUACUCCUAUCUUCACUGCGAGUGGGCUACAGAGCAGAAGCUAAUGAAGGACAAGAGGAUCCAGCAGAAGAUCAAGCGCUUCCGGAUUAAGCAGGCGCAGAGGGCCCUCCUCUUCGCAGACAUGGAAGAAGAUCCAUUUAACCCUGAUUAUGUUGAGGUGGACAGGGUGCUGGAGGUAUCUUACUGUGAGGACAAGGAUACCAAGGAGACGGUGGUGUACUACCUGGUGAAGUGGUGCUCCUUACCCUACGAGGACAGCACAUGGGAGCUCAAGCAGGACGUCGACCAGAGUAAGAUCGAGGAGUUUGAGCGGCUGCGAGCAGCCCAGUCGGACCAUCGGAGGGUGGAGCGACCCCUGGCCAGUCAGUGGAAGAAGAGGGGGGAGUCCAGGGAAUAUCGCAACGGCAACCGCCUCAGGGAUUAUCAGCUGGAGGGAGUCAACUGGCUCCUCUUCAACUGGUAUAACAGACGUAACUGUAUCCUGGCUGAUGAAAUGGGCCUGGGCAAAACCAUCCAGUCCAUCACGUUUCUCGAGGAGAUCUACCACACUGGCAUCCGAGGACCCUUUUUAAUCAUCGCUCCGCUCUCCACCAUCGCCAACUGGGAGCGCGAGUUCCACACCUGGACACAACUCAACGUCGUUGUCUACCAUGGCAGCAUGGUCAGCCGGCAGAUGCUGCAGCGAUACGAGAUGUAUUUCAAGGACUCUCAGGGUCACUUAAUUCAGGGGGCCUAUAAGUUCCAGGCCAUCAUCACCACCUUCGAGAUGAUCCUUGGGGGAUGUCCAGAGCUUAAUGCCAUCGACUGGCGCUGCGUCAUCAUUGACGAAGCUCAUCGGCUGAAGAACAGGAACUGCAAACUGCUGGAGGGCUUCAAGCUCAUGAGUCUGGAACACAAGGUCCUCCUGACUGGCACUCCUCUUCAAAACACUGUGGAAGAGCUCUUCAGUCUGCUGCACUUCCUGGAGCCCUUGCGCUUCCCCUCUGAGGCCACCUUCAUGCAGGAGUUCGGGGACCUGAAGACAGAGGAACAGGUCCAGAAACUCCAGGCCAUUCUGAAGCCCAUGAUGUUAAGACGUCUAAAAGAAGACGUCGAGAAGAAGCUGGCUCCCAAAGAGGAGACCAUUAUUGAGGUGGAGCUGACAAACAUCCAGAAGAAGUAUUACCGCGCCAUCCUGGAGAAGAACUUCUCCUUCCUGGCUAAGGGUGCCAGCCAGGCUAACGUGCCUAACCUGGUCAACACCAUGAUGGAACUCCGCAAGUGCUGUAACCAUCCAUACCUCAUCAAAGGGGCUGAGGAGAAGAUCUUGGAGGACUUCCGGGAGGUCUACAGUCCUGCUUCCAUGGACUUCCACCUGCAGGCCAUGGUGCAGUCGGCUGGGAAGCUGGUCCUCCUGGACAAGCUGCUGCCAAAGAUGAAGGCAGGGGGCCACAAGGUGCUCAUCUUCUCCCAGAUGGUGCGGUGCCUGGACAUCCUGGAGGACUACCUCAUCCAGAGGAGGUACCUGUAUGAACGGAUAGAUGGGCGAGUUCGGGGAAAUCUGCGGCAGGCCGCCAUCGACCGCUUCUGCAAGCCCGAUUCAGACCGGUUCGUGUUCCUGCUGUGCACCCGUGCGGGGGGCUUGGGCAUCAACCUGACUGCUGCGGACACCUGCAUCAUCUUCGACUCUGACUGGAACCCCCAGAACGACCUCCAGGCUCAGGCUCGCUGCCACAGGAUUGGCCAGAAUAAGGCAGUGAAGGUAUACCGGCUGAUUACCCGCAACUCCUACGAGCGCGAGAUGUUCGACCGUGCCAGCCUGAAGCUGGGCCUGGACAAGGCCGUGCUACAGAGCAUGAGCGGCCGGGAGAACGUCACAGUCGGAGUAAGUCAUCCACCUUCUCGGAGUCUGACAAAGCACAAUGCGAUGGGGGGAGGGGGGUCUCAUUCCCCAGGGACAAGCUUCAUACUCGUGUUCCAUGUCCUCCAACAGAGCCAGCAGCAGCUCUCUAAGAAGGAGAUCGAGGACCUGCUGAAACGAGGGGCCUAUGGGGCCCUUAUGGAAGAGGAGGACGAAGGCUCCAAGUUCUGCGAGGAGGAUAUCGACCAGAUUCUCCAGCGCAGGACCAAGACCAUCACCAUUGAGUCUGAGGGCCGCGGAUCCACGUUUGCCAAGGCCAGUUUUGUAGCCUCUGGCAACAGGACCGAUAUCUCUUUAGAUGACCCCAACUUCUGGGACAAGUGGGCAAAGAAGGCAGAGAUAGAUCUGAGCAGCGUCGAUGGCAGAAACAGUCUGGUGAUUGACACGCCGCGGGUCCGGAAGCAGACUCGGCCCUACAGCACCACCAAGAGCGAGCCGGCGGAACUGAUGGAGGGGGACAGCGACCGGGACGACAAGCCCAAGCUGCGGCGUCCCUAUGACCGCCUCGGCAGCUACGGCCGCACUGAGUGCUUCCGCGUGGAGAAAAACCUGCUGGUGUAUGGGUGGGGGCGCUGGAAGGAUAUCCUCCAGCACGGGCGUUUCAAACGGCCACUUAGCGAGCGAGACGUGGAGGUGAUCUGCCGGGCGCUGUUGGCCUACUGCCUGGUGCACUACCGCGGCGAUGACAAGAUCAAGAGCUUCAUGUGGGACCUGAUCGCCCCCUCCGAGGACGGCCGCACCCGGGAGCUACAGAACCAUCUGGGCCUGUCAACUCCGGUUCCCCGGGGCAGGAAGGGCAAGAAAGUGAAGGCCCAGUCCAGCACCUUCGAGAUCCACAAGGCUGAGUGGAUCCAGAAGCACAACCCUGAGCACAUCCUACAGAACGACAGCUACAAGAAGCACCUGAAGCACCACUGCAACAAGGUGCUCCUGCGGGUCCGGAUGCUCUACUACCUGAAACAGGAAGUCAUUGGAGACAGGUCGCAGAAGGUCCUGGAUGGAGUGUGCUCCAGUGAGAUUGAGAUCCGGGUUCCAGAGCCCGACCACUCCGACCUUCCCACUCUCUGGUGGGACCUGGAGGCGGACAAGUGUCUCCUCCUUGGAGUUUACAAGCACGGUUAUGAGAAGUACAACUCGAUCCGUGCAGAUCCUGCACUCUGCUUCCUGGAGAGGGUGGGGCGGCCGGAUGAAAAAGCCAUCGCGGCUGAGCAGAGGGCCAAUGACUUCAUGGACGGGGAUGUGGACGACCCAGAGUACAAGCCUGCGCCGGCCUUGCUGAAGGGUGAUAUGGAGGAUGAUGUGUCCUCCCCUGGAGAGCUGGUCAUCGCUGAUGCUGCUGGGGACGGCCCAGUGCCAGCAGAGGGGGGGGCCGCAUACUGGCCCGUGCCCUCGGCUCUCACUGCACGGCUGCGUCGCCUCAUCACCGCCUCCCAGCGCUAUACGAAGAGCCGGCAGAUCCUACACAUCCACCGCACGCAGCAGGCCUCCCUGGCCCCGGCCUGCACGCCGCCACCCCCCCUUGCCGACCCUAUCACUCCCAAGAUGGCUGCCAAAAUCGAGCGUCAGCAGCGGUGGACCAGGCGCGAGGAGGCGGACUUCUAUCGCGUGGUGUCCACCUUCGGUGUGGUGUUUGACACCGAGGCAGGCCACUUCGACUGGACCAAGUUCCGCGCCAUGGCGCGGUUGCACAAGAAGACUGACGAGAGUCUGCAAAAGUACCUGCAGGCAUUCACGGCCAUGUGCCGCCGUGUGUGCCGCCUGCCCGCCCGCGAGGAUGAUUCCGCUGACCCCUCCAUCUCCAUUCAGCCCAUCACGGAGGAGCGGGCGUCCCGCACGCUAUACCGCAUCGAACUGCUGCGCAAGGUCCGGGAGCAGGUGCUGCGGCACCCACAGCUGGGCGAGCGCCUGGCACUGUGCCAGCUGGGCCCUGACCUACCCGUGUGGUGGGAGCCAGGGCACCACGACCGCGACCUGCUGAUAGGAGCAGCCAAACAUGGAGUCAGCCGCACGGACUACCACAUUCUGCGCGACCCUGAGCUCGUGUUCAUAGCUGCCCAAAGCAGCUACAGCCAGCACAGGGGCUCACAGUCCCGCAUCGCCACGCCGCUCCUGCAGUUGCAGGGCCAGACCUCGCUCACUGGGUCCCCCUUGAGUGGUCCACUGCGGGAGUCCGAGACUCCGGCCGCCCCGGAUGAAGGCCCCAAGAUGGAGCUGAAACAGGAGCCCAUCUUCCAGGCGGAGGAUGUAGAAAGGAAAGAGCCACUCGCAUCCUGGAGUCCCAAGGUGGUUCCUCGGACCCCCAUGAACCCAGGGGGAGAGGUCGUCCUCCAAAAGGCCCAGGCAUUGCACACCAAGGCCUUCACACCCGAAUCAAGCGCCGAGAAGCACAGGAAAGCCUGUAAGCCGAGCUCCAGGAGUCCCCGGGGGCGCCGCGCCUCCUGUUCCUCAUCCGGCUCAUCUUCACGCUCCUCUUCUUCAUCAUCAUCCUCCUCGUCCUCUUCACGAUUGGGUUCCAGCUCCACAUCCUCCUCCUCUUCGGGUUCUUCGUCGUCCUCUGAGGACGGUGAAAGCGAUGCAGAGGAGGACAGGAAGGCUGCGUUGCCAGGGCCGAGCAUGAAAGGCUUUGACGAGGACAGCGUAGCGUCGCUGAGCACCACACAGGAAGAGACACAAGAUGGCAGCCUUCCUGAGAGUGUCCUGCCCAGCUCCUCCAAUCCUUUCCAGGGAGGAUUCAUGCUGGCUGCCUCCUACUGGCCAAAGGACCGGGUCAUCAUCAACCGCCUGGACAGUAUCUGUCAGGCAGUUCUGAAGGGAAGGUGGCCCACGGCCCGGCGUGCAUUUGAAGGGGGUAUGGUGUCGUCAUUUUACACCACCAAGCUUCUUGAUAGCCCCACGGGACCUGCAGGCCUUAGAGAGGAGUGCUCGGCCUCCCCGCGUAUGGCAAAGGUGAAGACGCAUGUACCAGAAAAGGAGUUUACAGUCAAAAUCAAAGACCAGGAGGGAAGCCUGAAGAUGACGUUCCAGAAGCAGGGCUUGCUCUUGAAGCGCCCCCUGGAGGCAGAAGAAGGAGCUGCGAAUCAGCAGCAGUACUUGGCCCGUCUGCAUGAUCUGCAGGCUGCCGCUGAUGCCAGCCUGUCUGAUUUCACCAAACCUUUACCCAGCACUGGCCCAGGGGAGUGGAUGGCGGCAGACACACCACCUGUGGUGAAGAGGAGGCGCGGCAGGAGGAAGAAUGUGGAAGGAUUGGGCGUCCUGUUCAUGAACAGGAGCAGAACCCCUAUGGCCCACGAGCAGGCAUCCGCUGGCUGGUAUGGCAGUGCCCCAGCCAGUCCCGCCGUGGCGCCAGCACAGGGGUACAGGCAGGGGCCGACGGACCCCGAGGGGAGGGUGCCCGUCAUCAACCUCAAAGACGGAACCCGUCUCACAGGUGACGACGCCCCCAAGAGGAAAGAGUUGGAACAGUGGCUAAGGGCGCACCCGGGUUUCGUGGCAGAUGCUGGGGCCUGCCUACCUGGCACCACUGACAUGCAGUUCCCGGAUGGCCGGCCAAAGCAGAAGCGCCAUCGGUGCCGCAAUCCCAACAAGAUGGACGUCAACAGCCUGACGGGGGAGGAGCGUGUGCAGAUCAUCAACAGGAGGAACGCGCGCAAGGUGGGUGGUGCCCUGGCCCCCCCGCUGAAGGACCUGUGCCGCUUCCUUCAGGAGAACCCCGAGUACGGGGUACCCCCAGAGUGGGCCGAUCUGGUCAAGCAGUCGGGCUACCUUCCAGAGCGCAUGUUUGACCGCAUCCUGACCGGGCCCAUAGUUCCGGAGGAGGUGAGUCGCCGUGGCAGGCGGCCCAAAAGCACUGCGGCUAAGGCAGCCACGGCCUCCCCUGUCCUGCCCGGGAACUCCCUGCUGGCCAACGGGCUGCUCCCUGGCAUGGACCUGUCCAGCUUACAAGCCCUGCAGCAGAACCUCCAGAGCCUACAGGCCCUGCAGAUAGGCGCCGGCCUCAUGGGUCUGCCGGGGGGCCUGGCGACGGCUACUGGAGACACUGGCAACCUGGCUUCCAUGUUUCCCAUGAUGCUCUCGAACCUUCUGGGCAUGAGCAACCUGCUAGGGAAGUCGCAGGAGGUGACGACUGGUGCAGAGGAUGGCAAAAAGGAAAGCGGGAGCGGCAAUGGAGACGCCUCGGUCUCCAGUGGCCCUCCUGUCACCUCCGACCCCAAGGGCGAAAGGACCAAGGGCCAGGACCAGGAGCCCUGCAGCUCCGUGGCCACGCCAAGCGCCGCCUCUGCCAGCAGCUCCUUGCUAGCGCUUAACCCGCUGCUGCUGUCCAGCAUGCUGUACCCAGGGAUGCUGCUCCCUCCGAGCCUUAAUCUCCCCCUGUCCCCAGUAGCGCAGUCCGGCUUGUUAGAGAGACAGCAGCAAAACUCCAUCAGCGUCCCUUCUUCCCCGGCCGUCCCUCCCAAGGAGACUCCUGAGGCAAGAGGGCAGGGGGUAAGAGAAGGGAACCAGAAGGAGGGGUGUGGAGAGCAGGCCUCAGAGCUGAAGAAAAGUGGCGAGGAGCGAUUUGGAAAAUCAGAUUCCUCGUCGGAGUCCGGAAGCUCGCCGUCAUCUGAAGAUUCAGACUCCAGCGACGGAGACUGAGCUCAGUGCCUCCCUAACAAUUAAGUAUAUAAGUAAUAUAUGGAUUUUCAUGCACUGAAUUUUUUUUUUUUUGUAAAUUAUGGAAAUAAUAGUAUGUUAUAAGGAAAAAACCAGCUGAAGGAACAGCGUGGCAUCUGAAAUGAUUUCAGUGUUUCUUCAAAGGUACAAUAUUGUUUAAGAGGAUUUACUUUUACGCUAUUAAAUUGAAAUGUGUGAAGCUGUAUUUCAGUGAUAAAAAAGGUAUUGUUAAUUAUGUUGAGAUUCAUUUUAUUAAAUGAGAAAAUGAAUUCUCAAUAUGAGCUGUACAUAUAUAUGUAUAUGGGGGUAAAUACUUUGUAAAAACUUUUUAGAAUGUCCUCGUAAAUAGCGAAGUCUUCUGAGCAUCAGCAAUAAGUUAGGCAGCUCAUGGAUGUCUGUAAAGCUGUAGAUUUUGUUUGCCUCACACGUCCUUCUGUGUGGUGGCAAAGCCACAGGAAGCUGAGACCCUAACCAGCCUCUGUCCUCCUCCCCUCUCGCCUCACUGUGGAGCUCCGCCCCGUCUGUGGCUGCGUGACCGGCAGGCGUGCCGAAGCAUUCGGGAGGACUGUGCAUUAGUGCACCGUUGUGGGACGACUGUAGAAACCCGCAAACCCUUCAGCAGUGGGUCGUCUUAAACUUAGUUGCACUUGUAGCAUUUGCACAAACAUCCAGGUUAUUUUUUUCCCCGAUGCAGUCAUCUCCUCCCAGGAGCUAUGAGAGAGCACGGCCUUUGAAUUGGCCUUUGCUGAGGCUGCCAGGAGACCGGACAGGAAGCAGAUGACUGCUAUAUGUCACUCCUGCUAAUAGUUGACUGGGUCUGGCUGCCAUUUUGCUGUGCUGCCUGUUUCAGGUCCUGUUUUGCAUUCAGAAGAAUUCGUCAUAGCAGAGUUGCAGGUGGUUAGCUUGUCACUGACCCUAACCUCAGCUGAGUCAUGGGUGCAGUGUUCUUUGCAGUUUAUUUCACAGCGUGUGACUCGGAGGGCACCGUGUUGUGUGUGUCGCUAUAGCUGUCUGCUGGCGUGGUCAUCUCAGUCCUCCUGCUGUUUCUCCACUGGAUUUCUGUUAUCCAAAAAAAAAAAAAAAAAACGACCGAAAAUCUGUUUGCAGGAGAGAUAAUUGGUUUAAUUUCCUGCUGUCUGAGAGCUGUGGCAGAGCCUGAGAAGAAAACACUGCCAAAUUUCAAGUCAGGGGUCAGCAGUCUGGUGCCUUUUGUGUGCUGCUCUAUGUGCAUGGGGGUCACACGUGCUCUGUAGGGGGGGUUCGGCGUGUGAAACCACAGCUGACAGACAACUGGUCAAAACUGGCAUCUUCGGGGGGGGGGGGGGGGGGGGGGGGUUGUGGAAAAGCACAGGAUGGUAAUUAGAUUUCAGUAUUUUUUUUUCUGCCUGUACAGCAGAACAUGCACGAAGCAGGCGUGUAGAUGACGGUCAGCAUGUUCCCCCUGCUUAACCCGCAUCCACUUGGCAGUUCCCUGUUUAAGGUGAGCUGGCCUUUCUGGAGCCGGACUGCUCUGGGGCCUUGCAGACGCACCAAUCACCUUUUCCGGUCGCCUUGCUUCUGCAGUGCCACCAGAGCUCCUGCCUAUGCCUUGUACCUGUUCCUCUUUGGAUAGAUAUACUUCAAUAUAUUUUUCCAACACCUUCCAGCUGUGCAUUUAUUUUUCUAGGAAUUAUGUGUUAAUCCACCACUGUGUUAAAUACUUAUUUAUGCCUUAACCGUAACAUAUAAGUUCCAGGUAUGUAUAUUGUGUUGGAUUUUUAUUUUUUUUCAUUUUAAUUUAUGUGAUAUACACAUACAUGCAGCUCUUCUGGCUGAUUAUUGCCCUUACGAACAAUGUAGUGGGUACGUCUGCGCAUUGCCUUACACUGUGUGUGUAACCUAACUCAUCCCUCACAGCUGUUAAACAUGUGGGAGUUGCAUAUGUGGUCUGUCUGUCAAGUUUCUAUGUGCGUGAUGUUACCUUUUGGUGAUGGGGGGGCCUUUCUGUUGGAAACGACAAGCUGUGUACUUUGUCACGUGUUCACUGCUUAAAAAAAGGAAACUUGGUCUGACACGUCGUGGAUUUUAAGGUGGGUAUAUAUCAGUAUUGAGGGGCAAUUUUAGAAUUUUAUUAUUUUUAAGAAAAAUAGACCACUUUAUUUGAGCUAAUUAAAGUUUUGCUGACAUGGCUCAUCAGAUGCCCUUGGCAAACUUAUCAAUUAAGGUUAUUUGAUUAUUUUUCCAGAGUUGGUAUGCUGAAGUCCAUUUGGAGACGGCUAUGCAGUAUACCUCACAAGCAUAGUGCCACUAGUUUGACCUGGUCCCUGUGGGUUCCCCCCCCCCCGCCCCUUUCAACUCACCCCCCCUCCCCUUCCAUUCACCCACGGCCUUCAUAAGGCAAAAUGGCGCAUGUCUGGCCUGCUCGCCUGUGACGUCUCUGCUGUCCCGUGUGGCGCGCCCUUGGGUUGAAAACCAAUAUUACCUACUUCCAGGAUACCAAGCCCAGCGCUCUCAGAAACACUGUACAACACGAGUGGUCUUAAGGACAGUUAAAGAACAAGAGAAAUUUUGGACUUUCCCUGAGGUACUUUGGGGAUACAAUUAUUACCACAAUUAUUUUGUGCAUGAUGAUAUUUGGGUAGUUUAAAUGCUUCUUUCAAAUAGAAGAUUGCAAGUGCUGGACAAAGCAGUCUUAGACCUGUCAUGAUAAAGGAGUGAAAAAAAUGACCAAUAUGCAACAAAAAAAAGAAAAAAUACACACUAAUACUUGAGUUGACAUAAGAUUAGUGUAAAGACUACAGAGAAGGCUACAGUGGCUUCUUUUGUUGUGUAUAUAGACUUUUUGUUCCAAGCUUGAUAUCUUGAAGGUUAUUUUCAAGUCCAGUUUUCUUUUGGAGAGUUGCAGUAUAUGAAGGCUGUGAUUUGUGUAGUCUAGUAGUACUUUAUGUAGUGCAGGAGAUGCGCGUCUCAAAGUCAUUUGUAAUUUAUUGAAUUACUUUGUAUGGAGUUCUAUAGAGGAAAUGGAAGUUAAAUUAUUUUUAUUAAACUCUUUGACCUAUUGAAA
Paramormyrops kingsleyae is the source of this 12471-nucleotide messenger RNA. Its product is annotated as chromodomain-helicase-DNA-binding protein 9-like. NCBI's taxonomy places the organism in Eukaryota, Metazoa, Chordata, Actinopteri, Osteoglossiformes, Mormyridae. The record is from RefSeq and is a predicted model, not a curated record. Gene Ontology annotation, molecular function: protein binding; ATP binding.